Messenger RNA from Glycine soja, 411 nucleotides. RefSeq lists its product as uncharacterized. The transcript has a single exon. Bases 1 to 411 code for a protein of 136 amino acids. The record is from RefSeq and is a predicted model, not a curated record. Lineage: Eukaryota; Viridiplantae; Streptophyta; Magnoliopsida; Fabales; Fabaceae.
AUGCUUUUGUGUGGGGUUGGUGACAAUGAUGAUGGUGGUGGUGUCAGCAACGACGAUAUUAGAGAUCCUAGUAGUGGUUGCGGUGGCAAUGAUAGUAAAAGUGGUAGUGGUGGUGUUGGCGGUAGCGAUGACGAUAGUGGUGGUGGUGACAUUGUUGGUGGGGACGACCCAAUGGUGGUGGUGGUGGUGAUGAUAGAGGUGGUAGUAGCAAUGGUAGUGGUGGUGUUAAUGGCGUUGGCAAUGUUGGUGACAUUGGUGGCGGUGGUAGUAGUAAUAAUGUCGGUGGUGGCAAUGAUGGUGGUGGUAGCGGUGGUGGCGGUGACAAGUGAUAUUGGUGGUGGUGGGAAUAACGGUGGUAUUGGUGGUGGUGGCGGUGAUGAUGGUGAUGGUAAUGAUGGUGGGGCCAACUAA